This is a messenger RNA of Mizuhopecten yessoensis (Yesso scallop), 3393 nucleotides long. RefSeq names its product hydroxyacylglutathione hydrolase, mitochondrial-like. Lineage: Eukaryota; Metazoa; Mollusca; Bivalvia; Pectinida; Pectinidae. The coding region runs from base 39 to 944 and encodes 301 amino acids. The transcript is spliced from 9 exons. The record is from RefSeq and is a predicted model, not a curated record. Gene Ontology annotation, molecular function: hydroxyacylglutathione hydrolase activity.
AGUAAAGCAGUGAAUAGCGACCAACUUUCGACACACUAAUGUUGAGAAUUUUUCGCCGGUUGGCCGUAAUAAAAUCGGCGCUUAAACCUAUUCCAGCGGCCCGCCAAUGCAGCAGUACUGCCCCACUUGAAUAUCACUCGAAGCCGCUCACGUUUAGUCAAGUCGACAUGAAAGUCCUACUCCUUCCCGCACUCAAGGACAAUUACAUGUACCUCCUGAUAGAUGAGGACACCAAAGAGUGUGCUUGUGUGGACCCUGUGGAACCAGAAAAGGUUCUCAGUGCCGUGAAGAAAGAGGGUGUCAAGCUGACCACGGUCAUCACCACACAUCACCACUUGGAUCAUGCCGGUGGAAACAAAGAACUUGUGGAAAUGGCCAGAGACCUCAAACUGACCGUUCUGGGAGGAGAUGACCGCAUCGAUUCCCUGACCAGGAAAGUGGCACACAACGAUGAGUUCAAGGUUGGCAAGUUAAAUGUGCGAUGUUUGUUUACGCCUUGUCACACAACUGGUCACAUAUGUUAUUUUGUCACUGGGGACAAGGGCGAGGACCCAGCUGUCUUCACAGGCGACACCCUUUUUGUGGCGGGCUGUGGUCGGUUCUUUGAGGGCACACCAGACCAGAUGAAGAAAGCACUCAUCGAUACCCUGGCAAAUCUACCUGCUCAAACUAAAGUGUACUGUGGCCAUGAAUACUCUAUACAAAACCUCAAGUUUGCCCUCCAUGUGGAGCCAACGAACCAGGACACCCUCAAAAAGAUGGCCUGGGCACAGGCACAGAGGAAUAAGGACCAGCCGACAAUCCCCUCCACGAUCGAGGAAGAAAUGAAAUACAACCCUUUCAUGAGAGUCAAGCAAGCUGGGGUGCUGGAUUUUACUGGUACCUCAGAUCCAGUCAAAACCAUGGGCUUCCUCAGAUCAGCCAAGGACAACUUUAAAGGCUGACGAUUAGACUUGCUCAAGUCCCUUCACUGUCGCAUCAUUUCUGUCUCAUUUCAUGUCUCAUCUGUUUAUCUGUCUUCCGUUUUUUAUCUUCGCCAAAAGUGGAUUCACAGUACUUUUGAUUGCACAAUUAUUGUUCAGAAUAAUAAAAAGACAUAUACUUGUAAGUUGAUCUGUCAAUUUCCACAUUUUCAUAGUUCUGUUAGAUCCUUUGUUACCUGUUCAAAUGGAAUCCUAUAUUAUCCAGGUAUCUGUUUUGAUUGAAUCAAAUAUACAUUUUGAUGUAUUCCUAAAACUGGUACAUUUUUAUUAACUUUUCUUUAUUGCUACUACAGUUUAGCAAACCUACCUAAUCCAUCUGGAAGUCGAAGAAGUACUUAUCCUGCAGUAUCCAUAUUGAUUGGAAAAAAAUCUUAAUUGCAGUUUUGAACAAAGUUACAGGCAUAUAAUUGUAAUUUUCCUCUAUUAAAAUGUGUCUCAUCCUGUUAAAAAUCAAGGAAUGUAUUUAAGAAUAGAACUCGUUUUCUAAAUAAAUUUUAUUUUAACCUGAAAUUUAGAGUAUGUCUAACCUUCUGUUUCAUGUGUUAAUAUUAAUAUGAAGUCUUGAAAUAUUUCUUUUAUGUAAAAUUUAAAAUAUUAAUAAGGUUGUUUUUUCUUUUCGGAUAGGUUUUAUAGAACUUAUUUGAUGUGAUUUCAGAAACUUUGUAUGUAAACUUUGUAUGUAAUUUAAUUUGAAUUCAAUUCAAAGACUGAUUGAAGAAAUGGAAGACCUACAUGUUUUAUGUCUGAUCUCAUUUGUUCUUCCUUGAAGGAUCAAGUCAUCUUUGUACACAUAUUACUGAGAAUCAACUUGAUAUUUGAAUGAAUCGUCUAUUUAUACGUAUGAUGAAAAAGUGCUAAUUUCUUCUUUAUGUAUUUAUUUAUAAUGGAAAUGUAUUUGUGAAUGACAAGAGGAGGGACUACAUAUAUUCUAUAUCAGAUUUAGUGUUUAAGCAGGCGAUGUAUUUAUCAGUGACUCUACAGUAAUAUUUGUAUCUUUUACAUGACUGUAUACACGGGUGAUUUGGUGAGUUUGUUAUUUUCGAGCAGAGCAGAAAAGUGUUGUCCACGAAUUGUGAAAUUGACAGUAUUACGAUGGACCAGAACAAGAUUAAUUUUGUCAGUCUUGCCAUUUUUAGGAAUCAGUAGGAAGAGUUCAAAUGUAUCUUCAGGGGUGAAUGUGUUAAAUCAGUCCAUUUUACAAUAUACAUGUAAAGUCCACAGCUCAAGUACAUACUAGAAAGUGUAAGUUAACCAGAAUAUUGUUUAUAUUAUUCACAAUUCAGAAAAUUAAUUAUUAUAGGGUUAAGAGCUGUUCAAGUAUUUAGUAUUAGAUAUAAUUGUAAAUUACAAAUAUAUGGGAUUGUUCAUGAUAACUUCUUGUUUGUGGACAGGAGAUCUCCCCAAGGGGAGAUAAGUAUGAUUUAAGGUGCUAAAGACAAAAACAAUAUUUACAUGUAUGUUUCAGGUAACAGGACUGAAAAAAUUGGAUAGGUCGGUAGGGAUGUCUUGAUAUACAAUAUAAAAUUGUUAUGGUCGGAGGUAAAAACUAAGGUGGGUUGGGUUCCCUGAAACAUACAUAUUUUAUUCAUUUAUUUUGCCUAAUAGACUAGGUAUACUGAUCAUGAGGUUUAUGGUAACUUAACAGAAAUCAGAUUUUGUAUCUAGUACUUGUAAGAGGUGGACAAUAAUGUUUAUUACAAUAUAACUUUUAAAUGGUAUUGUAAUGCAAUAAUUGUUCAACCCAUUGCUUUGGAGUUCAGUACUGUCCUGUAAUACUGCAAUGUCCAAGGCUUACUGUUAACAUUGGAUCAGUAGUUGUCCAAAUUACACUGGAUUGUAUGAUAACCUUAAAAGUUACACUGGAUUGUAUGAUAACCUUAAAAUACACUGGAUUGUAUGAUAACCUUAAAAUUACACUGGAUUGGUAUGAUAACCUUAAAAUUACACUGGAUUGUAUGAUAACCUUAAAAAGUAUAUAAAUUCGUUUUCAACUUGUAAUUGGAGCUUGCUGAUCUUGGGCUCAUUCUUUUAUUUUCUAAAUAAAAUCCGUAUAAAAUACAUGAAUUUUUAGGUUUACAGUACGUUAUAUUGCAAUUUUCCCAAAUUUUUGCAAUAUGGAAAUUGCUUGAAUUACCCACCCCUAGUACAUAUAUGUUUGGCAUAAGUACGUUUUACUUGUUUUAAUGGUGUAAUUCCUUUUUGUCCUAGUUAUAAAUACCAUUAGUGGUCAAGCUUUUGUCACUGAACCAUCUUUGUUUCGGACAUCAUAAAGCCUCUAGUCAGACAUCUCUCCUAGUCCUCAGAAUAUCAGGGAAUGUUCAACCCACUGGGUUUUCUGUCAUUAUUAAAUGGCAAUUUUUUUAUUCUAUAACGAUGUAAAUAUCAAAUAAAAUAUUUUUGUAAAAACUGA